Messenger RNA from Letharia columbiana, 1395 nucleotides. RefSeq lists its product as uncharacterized. The transcript has 2 exons. Bases 1 to 1395 code for a protein of 464 amino acids. Lineage: Eukaryota; Fungi; Ascomycota; Lecanoromycetes; Lecanorales; Parmeliaceae. The record is from RefSeq and is a predicted model, not a curated record.
AUGUUUUGGGAUUCUCUACCCGUAGAGAUUCAAACUCAUAUCCUAGAAGCCCUUGUUCUUCAUGAAGAUUCCGCUCGUUACGCUUCAAUCUGUCGAGCAUGGCAAACAAUCAUCGAGCCAAGGAUUUUCGCUUGCCUUAAAGUCACGCGAUCACGUCUUGCUGGCUUCAGCGACAUUGGCUACCGCCAUCGGCAUUUGGUGAAGUCUAUAUGGUUUUCCAUAGAGCCCUCUGAGUACCAUUGCCCGCGUUGCGGAGGCGUGGGGAUUUAUAAUUGGCAUCAAGUUCCUUCCAAAACUAUCAGGAAGGCGAUCCAGGAUCUUGUUAUCCAGUUGAGUACAUGGGAACCAAGCGGCAGCUUGUUACUUGAUAUCAGCGUCAAGGCUCCAAGCGCCUUGAUGCAUUCUUCCAGUACCAUCCAAUAUGGACCUGGUGUUAUUUCAGAGCCGAAAAAGGCCAAAAUCAUUCAAUGCUCACAUUGGCUCCACGAUACAAGUAACCAGGGUGCGGCUGCGUAUUUAUUCAAUAAAACCACCGACGUUAGCAAGCCCGAGCCCAAACCCAGCCAAGAAAUGCCAAAGGCUAGAGCUGUCACAAGCCUCCUCCUGCGCCGACAAAAUCGCCGUCCUUGGAAGUCAGAAGUACUCGAAGAGCUUCUAGACCUUCUUCCUGAGGUCCACGAAAUCCAUUACGAACCUUGGAGAGACUGGCGUCGAAUGGAGGAACGACCCACCAAUACAGCUACAAUGCGGCUAUGCGAGUCACUUAGAUCUGAUCAAUUGAGGCGAAUGGUGAUAUUCGAGAACUUUCAUGGCAAUAACCCAGCCAUGUCCUUAGCAGUACAAGCCGCAGAGAUUGACACCGGUUACGCCCUUGUCGAAGCCAGUCUCGGGCUUGAGCAUCUCGCAGCAUCGUUCGUUUCAGAUGCUUCACAUUUCUUUGAUGCAUGUCAGAAAUGGAACAUUUGGCCCAGGCUGGAAUCGCUCGCUCUGACCUCGAACGUUCUAAAAUCUCAACAGCAGUCUGUCUAUAUCAACGAUCUUCUUGAAACGGUUGCGCUAGUAGCCAUGAAGAUGCCACGGCUAAAAUCGAUGGAGCUCUGGAAUGGCAGGGCUGGGUUUGCGGGUGUUUUCCAAUACCAAAUAUUUGAAAGUGACCGGACUGCUAAGAUUACUUGGCGAGGUACUUGGGAUCUACCACUAGAGCCUCGUGUUCUGCAAGCAUGGCAAGCUGUGGCAUCCGAGCGGGUGGACUGCAAGCUUCAGGUCGUUACAGAGAUAUUGGACGCCAAUGUCGUUAUCACAUCUCAUGGCGAUGCUAUCCGUUACCUGAGGCUUCUGAAUACAGUCGUUCAUCCCGUUUCGUUGUGGCAGAUCCAAAAGGAGACUGCUUAUUAG